AUGUUAAUACUUCGACAAUUAAUAUUUCGUCGUUCAUUAGUUACACUAAAUCUACAAUGUCGUUCUUGUCUAUUUCGUUUAGUAACAUUUAAAAAACAACAAUAUCCUAUUCAAUUAUCAUCCAAAUUUGUUCUACCCCGUACAGAAUAUUCUUUUCAAUGUAAAUCAUUUUCAUCAAUAUCAUCUGAUCAACAAAAAAUUGAUCGUAUAUGGACAAUACCAAAUAUUCUUACAUUUGCUCGUAUUGGUACAUCACCAAUACUUGGUUAUUUAAUUAUAAAUCAUCAUUAUACAAUGUCAUUAUCACUUUUUAUAAUAUCAGGUUUAACUGAUUUAAUUGAUGGAUGGAUUGCACGUCGUUAUCCAUCACAAUCAUCUGCAUUAGGUUCAUUUCUUGAUCCAUUUGCUGAUAAAAUGCUUGUUGGUUUUGUUGUUAUAUCACUUGCUUAUGUUAAUCUUAUACCUUUAUGGCUUCUUGCUUUAAUAUUAAGUCGUGAUAUUGCAAUAAUGUGUGUUGCAGGUUAUCUUCGUAUUAAAUCUGUUCCACCACCAAGAACAUUAAAAAAAAUCUUAAAUAUGAAAAAUGCUACUGUACAACUUUAUCCAACAUUUGUUAGUAAAGUUAACACAGGUGUUCAAAUUGGUCUGUUGGCAUUAUGUAUGGCAGCACCAAUUUUCGAUUAUCAUAAUACUGGUUGGAUGUCAGUUAUAUAUACAUUGUCUGCACUUUCAACAGGUGUAUCAUGGCUUUCCUAUGUUGGUAAAAGUGGUCGAUCAACAUUUAAAAUGCUUUCACAACAAACAAAACCUCCUCAUUCUUCUUCUUUAUAA
Messenger RNA from Rotaria sordida, 831 nucleotides. NCBI's taxonomy places the organism in Eukaryota, Metazoa, Rotifera, Eurotatoria, Philodinida, Philodinidae. The record is from the annotation of a GenBank genome assembly.